UUAACAAUGUGUUGUGAUGGGAACUGCAGGCUUGACCUGCUCGGUAUUCAUUUAUUCUUGUUUAAUUGUUUAAACAGUAAUUGUAGAAUGUAUGUAUAAUCCUUGUCAAAAAGACAGGAACAUGAAGGAAGGUUUUUAACUUGACGUUUUAUAGCGUCCACUUAACACAGGGAGCUGCCUGUGUUGGUCAUAUUUACUUCCAGUCGCUGAGAUUAAAAUGCAUCGCGUGGUUAUUUUGUUUCAAAAGAUAAAAUUGAGUUUCCAACCCAGGUGUUUUUCAACAGCUGAAACUCUGUCCAACAGCUGGGCAUUCCACAGGUUUGCGAAAAGCUGUAAGCAUUUGGAAAAGGGAAAACGUAAUUUAUGUCAAACUCUCAAUAAUCAGGAACUUGUACAAGCAGAAUUAAGAUACUACAAAUCAAAGUCGCCCAAAUAUUGUAAACUGGAAGGUUGGUUCAAAAAAAGAUUGGAAACAAUCUGCGAUAGGUAUGCUUCCAGCAAUAACAGUUUUGUGAUGACCAUGAAUGGGAUUGAAUACUUUGAAGAUGAUGGCUGUAUUUAUAGAAAACUUCAGAAAGGUUCUCCUGAACUCGUGCUGUGCCUGGAUCAGCUGCAGUUUCUUCAAUCAAACGAUGCUCAAUUUCAGCGUAUCAGAGUUUCACCAGAUCAGAAAUAUUUGGCUUCGAGUGUACGUACGCCAUCAGAUGAAUCCACUUGUGUUGUAGUGAAGCUUGAUCCAAAACCAUUGGUGGUACAUGUUUUACCGCGAGCAUUUAGUUUUGAAUGGGCCACAGAUAAUAGCCUGUUCUACACCAUUUUGGAGAAGCUUCAGUCUCAUGAAGUUUACAGGCUUCUGCUCGGAGACCCAAGAACAGCAUCUGAAAUGGUUUACAAAGAAAAGGACACCAGGUUUUUUGUGGAGCUAACCUGUACCAAGGAUGGAAAAUUCAUCACCAUCAACAGUAACAGCAAGACUAGUUCAGAGGUCUGGUUAAUUGAUCGAAUGCAUCCACUGGAGGCGCCUAAGGUUGUGCAAGAGCGACUUCCUGAACUAAUUUAUCAUGUGGAACACUGGAAAAACCAGUUAUAUAUUCUGACUAAUUUUGCUGCCACAAAGGACUAUGAACUGAUGAAAACUGAUAUUUCGUCAUCUGGAAUGCAGAACUGGAAGACUGUUUAUGCAGUAAAAGAGAACCACAAGCUAAUCGAUAUGGAGCUGGCCAACGACAAUUGCAUAAUGAUACUGAAGUGUUAUGGUCGCUUGAGUUUAAAUGUGUUUUCCCUCAAACAACCAGAACCUGUUAAAUCCAUCCAGCUCCCAUCUUGGGCUUGUGCUAUUGAGUGUGAAGCUUACUUAAGACACAAGUCUGAUGUAUUUUGCUUCCAGCUGUCUUCCCCAGUACAGCCACCAGUAAGUUUUCUGUAUUCAAUGGACGAAGACGAGCUCUACAUGGAAGAUGAUGAAACAUGUCUGAAUAAUAAGAAGGACUAUAAAGUAACUCGCUUAAAAGCACCAGGCAUGGAUGGCAUCUUGGUACCCAUCACAGUUUUUCAUAAAACGACAUUGAAUGAAAUGAAUGAUAAACCUCUAUUGGUUCAUGUCUAUGGAGCUUAUGGCAUGGAUUUGAAUUUUGACUUUAAACCAGAACAGAUGCUAUUAUUGAAAGACGGUUGGAUUUUAGCAUAUUGCCACGUUAGAGGUGGUGGUGAGUUGGGUUUAAGCUGGCACAGAGCCGGUCGGUUGGAUAAGAAGCACAUUGGCAUAGAUGAUCUGCAGGUUUGUCUGUGUCACUUACACACAAUGGGAUAUUCAAACCCAAGGAGGACAGCUCUCAAAGCAGGCAGUGCUGGUGGAGUCCUAGUUGGAGGCUUGUGCAAUGCAUCACCUGAGUUGAUCAGAGCUGUUGUUUUACGAGCUCCUUUUCUUGAUGUUCUCGACACCAUGCUAGACCCUUCAUUACCUCUCACCCAAGAAGAGCAAGAAGAAUGGGGGAACCCUUUGAAUGACCAAGGAUUCUUCAAGUACAUUCAAGCUUAUUGUCCGUAUCAGAAUAUUAAGCCACAGAAUUAUCCUUCUAUACUGAUCACAGCCUACCGAGACGACCAACGUGUACUACUGUCAGGGUUGCUGAAAUAUACAACCAAACUUAGAAAUGCUGUGGCUACAAAUUAUAUUACAAUGGGUGAACCACAGAGUAUCAUUUUGGAUAUCCAGCCUGGGGAUGAUCACUAUGGUCCAACUAACUGGGAGCAAUCAUUACAAGAAAUUGCCAGACAUUAUGCAUUUCUAUACAAGGAGCUGAAACUUGAUCUGGGAGGAACUCAUCCAUGAAUAUUUUCUGUGCAUCAAACAGCAGAGAAAUACACAAGACAUGAGUUUAGUGAAUAAUUGUUCAUUCAAAUUUGAUCUGGAAUUAAGUGUAUUUAUAUUAUAGACACAAUCACUGUUUUUGGUGGAUUAGUAAUUAUUUAAUUUAAUGUACUUUGGUGAUAUUGUUUAUGUAUUGGGAAAAAAAAAAGGAUGAAGUUGAAUAAUGUGUUAAAUGUUACUUUUUAUGUGAAACUUUUCAUUAUAUUUGCUUUAUCUGAGAUUGGAAGUUGGGUAAACUGUGAACAGCAAAAUUAGUGUCUCUAGUUUGCCCUCUUUUGCCUCUUCAUUCCAAGAUGACAUUAUGCUUUGAUGAAAAAUUAUUUAAAUAUAUUUCUGUAAUAAAUUCAACAGCUUACUGUAAAUAUUGCAGGAGUUCCCUGCUGUCUAUGGCACUUUCAUUAUCAAUCUGCUGUGAGAUGAAAGAUAACGGUUGUACAUUUAAUAGAUGUCUUUUAUAGAAUCCUUCAAAAGAACCAAUCACUUUGAUCAGUUUGGGCACAGCCAUUCAACCAUAAACUACCUAACUUAAGCCACAAACCGGAAAAGCUAUUUACAAAAUUAAAUGUGUUCAGAGUGGUAGCAGGUACAAAGUGGAAUUCUGCUCGGGCCUUCGCUAUAAUUCGCUAUAAUUCAGUCUCUAUUUAAUGAUCUAGAUUUAACAGAUUGGGCUUUUGAAUCCAGAUUUCCAGAUACUGGAAGAGCUAUUCGCUGGAUAACUACAACAAGUUACAGGCAUAAUAUUCUGCAAGUUUGUAAUAAAUUUGCAGGUAAAUUUUAACACUCUUGGUAUUUUGAAUUUUAAAAUGUGUUUCAUUUUAGGAACAUUUAGAAAAAGAUCUUUUGAAAAAUACAAGAAUGCUAUCAGAAGUUUCAGUGAAGGUAAACAGGCUGGUUUUCUGGUGAAGAGCAGAAUGUAAGUGCUAGUGGUCUUUAAUAAACAUGAAACAAUCGAAGGUAAUGUGAAUUAGAUUAGAUGGCAAAGGAGGUUUGACUGGAACAUAUAGUUGCCAGGAUGCAUUAUGAAAAUGGCAGAAUGGCCAGUUUCGGUGCUGUAUAUUUGCAAUUAUUACACCAUUCAACUAGCCGGAUGGUAGAAAGCAAACCAAAUUAAAAUUUUAUUUUACAAUCCUUUGUUCAUUUAAAGUGUAAGGUUGAAUCCAUGUAGUGUAGUUAUUUCAUAACCUUUUAUAAUUAAGAAUAUCAUGUUUAUUAAACGAUUGUCAAGUAUUUUUGGAAACAAAAACAGUCCAGACAAGCAAAUCAAACUACGUUGUACCAGAAAGCAAAAAUCCUCAUGUUACCUUAAACAAAAUCUUGCAAAAAUAACUUUAAUUCCUGUUAUUUUAUUGUUUUAAAUCCUA
Molecule: messenger RNA, 3732 nt
Organism: Leucoraja erinaceus (little skate)
Lineage: Eukaryota; Metazoa; Chordata; Chondrichthyes; Rajiformes; Rajidae
Gene: prepl
Product: prolyl endopeptidase like
Exons: 14
Coding region: 218-2332 (704 amino acids)
Biological process (GO): proteolysis
Cellular component (GO): Golgi apparatus; cytoskeleton
Molecular function (GO): serine-type endopeptidase activity
Source: RefSeq, a predicted model, not a curated record